Molecule: messenger RNA, 549 nt
Organism: Protopolystoma xenopodis
Lineage: Eukaryota; Metazoa; Platyhelminthes; Monogenea; Polystomatidea; Polystomatidae
Source: the annotation of a GenBank genome assembly
AUGAGCCGCUCCUUGGAAAUGUCUAUUCCUGUUGUUGAACGGUUAUCCUGGGAUCAAGCAUCCUUAUUUUCAUGUCUUCGCUUAUUCUCCAAGUCUGUCCAGGCAGUACGCGAAAUUAUCGCUGAUUUUUUUAUCUUCCAAUCUAUCCAUCAGGUUUCUUUGAAAGAGAAUGUCAACACCCUCCUUGAUAUUCCUUUAUCUGGUGUUUUUCUCAUACAAGGCCAAUCUUCCCGCUGCAUUCCAGUCAAUUGUCUGGCAGGGAAGUGCGAUACUAGUUCCAGCCUAGGACCCGGAAUGGCUCGCUCAUACGCUAAGGCUCGGCGUAUGCGUCACAAGUCAGGUUCAUCUGAUAAACCUCUAACUUCAUGUAACCAAGCCUCUUUUAUCGGAUCAGCCUGUUCAGCCAUCGGUGUUAAUGAUGGUCCCGGCUCUGAUACUCCCUUCACUCAGUCGUCUUCAUCUGCCGCCAAGUUUACUGUCACCAGCCCUAAAUUAGUGCUGAUAGAUGCCGGUAGAAUCAACUUAGACUCUAUGGACAGGGACUUUUCC